Aegilops tauschii subsp. strangulata is the source of this 915-nucleotide messenger RNA. The record is from RefSeq and is a predicted model, not a curated record. Lineage: Eukaryota; Viridiplantae; Streptophyta; Magnoliopsida; Poales; Poaceae.
AUGCCCAGUGGGGGGGAGCUUGAGUUGUACUUGAGGAAAUACAUACAGGUAGCCCAUGAUAUCACCUUGGAACAUGCUGCCCUUUUCUUGUCUUUCCGAGAAGCCCAGCUAGCGACUAUCACUGCAGAGAAAGGGUGCGAAGCACCUGAAGCUAUAGAUCAUCUUAAUACAUCAAUCAACACUUUGAGGGAUUCUGCAAACAGCCUGUUUGUUAAUGACAAAAGUCUGCGCCAGAGAAUCCAAGACAUAAAUGACAGUAUGACAGACAAAAUCCCAAUGAAGAUAAACAUCGACAAGACAAAGAAUGAAAUCAUGGAUUACAUGCGUCUUUACUUCCCCAAUGUGUGUGGGUAUGUGAAUAUCCGUCGCCGGCGGGUUGGCCUGCGGCUGCUGCCGAGCCCAUCGAGCUGGAUCCGUCGUUUCUCACGCGUGGGAGGUGGUGCUGCUCGGGCGAGCUCCUCCGUUCUCGACCACGCCGCGCCGAUGACGCCCUGCUCCCUCUUGUUCCCUCCUCCAUCCCCCGAGCACAACUUCGACGAUCUUGUCAACCGGCGAGCCCUGUGUCCCUACUGCUGCAUCACCCCCCCGUCCCAUCCCCUACCUCUGCUGCCACCAUCGCAGUUGCCCCCAGCGCCUGUGCCGAAGGCCGCCCUGCAGGAAAUCCCUUCUCCGGUCGAUGUAGUCUGUGCCUCCCACGAUCACAUCAACAGAGGUCCCCCGUGCGGGCUCCCGUCGUCGCUCCCUGAGAAUCUCGUGGCGCACGCAUUGGAGCAGUUUAGUUUCUGUUGUGUGGGCGUGAGUUGCUGUGUGAGCCCCAAAAAAAUGACUUUUAUCAACUGUUGGGUAUUUGUAUAAAAACAUUGUUUAUAGAAAUUUGUUGUGUUUAUUAAAAAUACAGAAGUUCACCAUGGGAAA